AUGGAUACCAUGGAAAUGAGCAAUGACACGAGGGGUUGGAUCAUGGCCCUCGUAAGUGGUGUUGCCUGUGUUCUAGGCGCCAGUGUCAUCUGCGUCGACACGCUCAUCCGCCUUCUUCCUGGCAAGAAGAGCUUUCGGAUACAGGACAGUGAUGCAUUUCUGGCCUCAUCUUUGAGCCUGAGCUUCGGGGUUAUGAUAUUCAUGGCUUUGUACAGCAUGCUACCAGAAGCCAAAAGCUAUCUCAAGAAAGGAGGUCUGAAGGAGCAGCCGGCCGGCUUCAUUCUGAUAGGUUGCUUCAUUGGUGGAUUCGUCGGAAUUCAGGUCAUAUCACGACUCUUCCACCGCUUCCUCCCCUCUCAUGUCGUCGACUGCGACCAUUCCCACAAGGAGCAGCAUGAAGAUGAGCAUGAUCAUGUAGACGGCGAGACACAGAGACGAUCUUCACAUGUCCGGGAUUCUGACAAGCACAAUCAUCAUCACACCGAAAACAGUCUCGGGGAGAAUGGCCCGGCUACAGAGUCGACCCCUCUAUUGCCGAGCCAGAGCGGCCAUGGACGCGGCCGGGAGUUGUCCAGACCAAGCAUAGGAACCAGCAACAGUAUGGCAGAAUCUCUAACACCUCAUCCAGCCCGCAAUAGACCUGCUACAGCAAAUCGGCGGCCGUCCAUGGUUCAACUUAUUACAAGGAGAGUCAGCGCAUUUGCCGUUGAUUCCAAAACGAAUUGCGACGCUGACGGGCCAUGUCAUGGUUUUUCGGAUCCUUGCGGUCAGGAAUGUUUCAAGGCAGUCAGUAGCCGAUCAUCUAAUCACGGUAAUCGAUCCUCUACUCACCUGACGAGGCCACCCGUUUUUAUGCGUACGACUACCGGCAACAGUUUAACCGGUGGUAUGCAGCCAGUCAACGAAGAAAUUGACGAGGAUAUAGCGCCUAAUCAACUAUGCAAAUCGCAAAGACGAAUAAGCCGAGCUCGGUCUCGUGAUCCGAGUCAGGAUUUGGGUCAAGACCAACCAGCAUUGGAUGACGGUGCAUCAGAGACUUCUGUGGAUGUGGAAGCGCAACACCAUCACCAUGUUCCAGAGAAUGCAUUCCUAUCCAUUGGACUCCAGACGUCUAUCGCCAUUGCCCUUCACAAACUUCCUGAAGGUUUCAUUACGUACGCGACAAACCAUGCGAACCCAUCUCUUGGAUUCAGCGUGUUCCUUGCGUUGUUUGUCCACAACAUCUCAGAGGGGUUCGCCAUGGCCCUUCCACUAUAUAUGGCGCUCAACAACCGUGCCAAAGCUAUGGGGUGGUCUUUCCUGCUCGGCGGGUUGAGUCAACCGUUUGGAGCUGGCAUUGCAGUCCUUUGGUUUAAAAUAGCCAAGCAUACUCACAUGACACCGAACGAUGUCGCAUAUGGUUGCCUUUUUGCUACCACAGCCGGCAUCAUGGCAAGCGUUGCGCUUUCGCUUUUCGUCGAGAGCUUGAGCUUAAAUCACAACCGUAAUCUAAGCAUUUUGUUUGCAUUCAUGGGUAUGGCGUUGCUUGGACUCAGCAGCGCAUUCGCAGGCCAUGCACAUUAA
Molecule: messenger RNA, 1563 nt
Organism: Truncatella angustata
Lineage: Eukaryota; Fungi; Ascomycota; Sordariomycetes; Amphisphaeriales; Sporocadaceae
Product: ZIP zinc transporter-domain-containing protein
Exons: 4
Coding region: 1-1563 (520 amino acids)
Biological process (GO): zinc ion transmembrane transport
Cellular component (GO): membrane
Molecular function (GO): zinc ion transmembrane transporter activity
Source: RefSeq, a predicted model, not a curated record